This is a messenger RNA of Danaus plexippus (monarch butterfly), 2606 nucleotides long. RefSeq lists its product as uncharacterized. The transcript has 9 exons. Bases 135 to 2414 code for a protein of 759 amino acids. Lineage: Eukaryota; Metazoa; Arthropoda; Insecta; Lepidoptera; Nymphalidae. The record is from RefSeq and is a predicted model, not a curated record.
CAGUUUCUUAGUUCAAAGUGUCAUGGCCUGUCAGAAACGUACGUAAAUAUUCAGUAAACUAAAAUAUUGGUAUGUGGUUACACUGCGCCUAGAUGUUGUGAUUUUAUAUCAUUUUUAUUCAAAAUUGGAUAACAAUGGAAGAUGAAAUCGAAGAUCUAGUGGGAGACGUCAGAUACACAGACUCUCAGAAGAGUGUAACCACAUCUAACGUAUAUUCAUUCGAUUUCACCGACAGCAGCCCGGAUGGAAACAACUCCACGUCGAAGGCUACUUACGUCAUUGACUGUGAAGACAGUGAUGUCAGUGAGGCGAUGUUUCAAACGCAAGAAAACUUGACACCUCACAAAGUAACCGAUACAUGUUUCAUUGUAAACCGAAAUUCUCCAGACAACAUUAUAUAUGCGAAAGACCAAUCCAUGUGCACAAAUUCUUCAAAAAUAUCCAUACUGGCUCAAGAGACAUACACGCAAACAAGUAAAACCAUAAUUGAAUUGGUUCACGGCAAUCCACAUAAAAUUGAAUGCAGUACAUUAGAAACACAAACAUCAUUUGUAUCGAUAACCGAAAACAGGACUUUAGAAUACAGAAUCCAUCUCGUUAAUGCUAAUGGAACUGACGAAAGAGAUGUCGUUAACAAUCUCAACGAUACAAACAUCGAAAGCCACCCCAUCCUAGCGAAUAGCUUAGAAGACAAAUCUUCAAUUUACAAAGAAUCGGAGACGGAAAAUGAUGUAACAAGACAAAGUUCGAAUGAUACAAUAAUUCGAUUUAUAGAUCAGGACUCGAAAGAGGAUUUGUCGGAAAGUAAAAACGAAACGCCGUACGAUAGUACCAGUGUCUAUCACUCAUCAUUCGACUCGGAUAUGGAAGAGGAUUCUCUGAUGGAAAAUAAUUACCAUAAGAAAUGUAAUAAAGACGAUACCUUUGAUGAGGGGGAAUUUGAGUUUGUGGACCACGAUGUUAAGGAACUGUACAACAAAAUUUCAGAAAGCCCUCUAUUGCUAUUACAAACGCAUUCUCCAGAACAUUGCAACCGUAACUUUUCCCCGCUCACACCAUUAACCGAAGAAACUUCACAUAGAAAAGAUAAUAUCGUAGAUGUCACACCGAGUGAAAAGACAUUGACGGGAAAUGAGGAUAGCAAUGACACCAUAUUUGUUAAUAGUUGCGGUAUUCGAGUGAAAAUGUUGAACGAUAAAAACGGAGGUUCAGCAGCAGAUGACAUACUGAAAUUACCUCCGAUUCAAAAGAGUCCAAGAUGCCCAAAUAGUACGCAUUUUAAUUUCUUAUUUUCUUUGAACACGCCUCAAAUGACUACAAAAAGGGAAGAACCUAUACCGAAUCUAUACAAAAGUCAAAAUUAUAAAAUUGAAGACCGUUGGGAAAUGACGCGGAGGGAUUUGGCGUCUGGAGAAAGUGCUUUCAUAAGUGGCAAUAGUGAUCCUCCAAAACCGAUUAACAAUUCUAACCAACUACCUCCAAUUCAUCUGGAAGGCGUUUUCCCUAGUUUUGAAAAUAGAAUGGACCUAGCUACGAAAUUCGAAGAAUUUUCAAAAGAUUACGAUGCUAUCAGCAUUAAAGGAAAAAUAGGGGAGUUAAAGAUGUUCUCAAACGAUAUCAGGCAAAGAUCUGGCAACAGAAGUAUUUCGCCUACCAGCACCUCAUCGCCUGGAGAUAGCAAACUGAGUGAUGUAGCUGAAAAGGGCUGUGAUGCACUUUGUUCAGAAUUAUUAAAAAGACUGCGUUCUUCGUCCUGGCAUGAGGUGAUUGAAACUUUAGAAAAUUUACCCAAAGCAUUGGACUCAUUUUGGUGUGUUAUCACAGAAAACCGGAUCGCGACAUUAAUACGACAGGUCAUUGUACACAUUGAGUCGCCACGUACACAGGUUGCUAAAGCAGCCUGCAGCUCGCUGGCUGAUAUUCUAAGGAACACUAAUUACACAAAGAAACCCGAUUUCUACGAAGCUAUAGCCAUUUUACUUAUUAAAACAGGCAGCUUCAGUCGGCCGGUGAGGCGCGCCGCUAACGUGGCGCUAGACGACAUAGUCUGUAGUGUCGACAUCACACAGUCUGUUACCGCUAUAUGCGUAUAUGGAGUUGGACAUAAAAGUCCAUUUGUACGCUGUGCCUCCGCUCGUCUGCUGGUGGUAUGUUGUGCUAUGGCCGGUGGAGGGAGACGCGUUCUCCGGGAGCGACCGCCAACCGCCGCCGCAGCCCGUCGUCACGCACUGAGAGCGCUGGCGGAACUGCUCUAUGAUAAAAAUACCGAUACCAGGAAAUAUGCUGAAAGGCUUUACCUCAUGCUUCGACCGUUACCAAACUUCGAAGCCUACUUCCUCACAGACGUGGACGUGGAACUUGCCUCGCAGCACAUGAAGAAGUUCGACCGUCUCCUCAACAAGCAACCCAGAUGAUAGACGAACAACAGUUUCAUCAAAUAUGUGCCAGUAAAAGCUAUAUUCAAACGAAAACUUUUUUUAUGUGUAUAUUUAUUUAUGUGCAACUGUUAAUUCAUAAAUUUUUAAACGUAACAUUCGUAACAUUAGACCAAAUGUCUUGUUAAAUCUUAGAAAAUAUAAAAUGCAAAUUUUGUUUUUUUUUUUAUU